Molecule: messenger RNA, 4683 nt
Organism: Xenopus tropicalis (tropical clawed frog)
Lineage: Eukaryota; Metazoa; Chordata; Amphibia; Anura; Pipidae
Exons: 1
Coding region: 273-4301 (1342 amino acids)
Biological process (GO): DNA biosynthetic process; RNA-templated DNA biosynthetic process; DNA integration
Molecular function (GO): aspartic-type endopeptidase activity; nucleotidyltransferase activity; RNA-DNA hybrid ribonuclease activity
Source: RefSeq, a predicted model, not a curated record
GAAUGUAAUGUAUUUGAGUGUUAUUUCACAUACGUGCCACUAGGUGGCAAUACCGUGGUGUGAUGUAUGUCUCAUGCGCCCCGGAAGUAAUAAACCAGAAGGGAAAUACCCUGUUCACUCUCCAUGCUCUGACUGUUUUCAUGCUAGUUAUUGUGCACCUAAAAACAAGUAUAUAGUAACAUAACUGUGCAUAUUGAUGCCGACAUAACAUAAAUUGGCGACGAGGGAAACGUGCCCACGGUCAAUAUCUAGUUGUCAAGCCAGAAGUAAGGAUGGCUACGAUCAUUGGACAGAUUGAUACCUUCGACGAGGCGAGAGAGCAAUGGACCACGUAUGUAGAACGCUUUGAACACUUUGUGAAAGCAAAUGACAUUGACGAGGGAAAAACAGUGUCGGUUUUCCUCAGCGUAAUGGGAGCAUCCACUUAUGGACUCUUACGUAGCCUUAUUGCACCAGUUAAGCCCGGCACUAUGUCAUAUGGAGACAUUGUGAACACACUGCAAGCGCAUUUCAGUCCCAGGCCUAUUGUGAUUGCUGAGAGGUUCAAGUUUCACAAACGAAAUCAGGCGGAGGGGGAAAGUGUUGCACAGUAUGUGGCUGUAUUAAAGAAACUGGCGGAGCACUGUGAAUUUGGUGACAAUUUAAACGAUGCAUUAAGAGACAGAGUGGUGUGUGGCCUGUGCAGCGAGUCAAUACAGCGGAAGCUUUUGACUGAAUCGGCGCUCACGUACCAAAAGGCCGUGGACAUAGCAAUGUCAAUGGAGGCUGUAUCGAGGGAAUCACAGCAUUUAAGUAACUCAUUGAAAGUAAAUGCCAUGUCUUUUGCAUCAGAAUCGCCAAAGGCAAAAUGUUUUAGAUGCGGAAAGUCUAACCAUACCCAAAAUGAAUGUUUUUACAAAGACCAACUGUGUCACAAUUGUGGAAAGAAGGGCCACAUCGCUCGGUCAUGUAAAGGUGCAAAGACAGAGGUGAAAAUACCGAGAGUUUUCGGAAAAGGAAACUAUGUAAAAAGUAAGGGAAUGACAAAGAAAAAAACAAUUCACAAAAUGGGCACUGAGACGGAAAGGCUGAAUGAAGAGACAAGUUCGGAUACUGAGUCUGAACUGACACUACACAACGUUACCGCAACAUCGCAAAACCCUGCACCAGGGAACAUAAUGAAAAGGGAAAAUGAGGAAGGGACAGCGGUAAUAAAAAUACAACCAAAAAUUGAGGGGUUACGAGUAGAGAUGGAAGUCGACACAGGAGCGGCAGUUUCUAUUAUCUCAGGGGAACUGUAUAGAGAUAAAUUAAGUCACAUUCGUCUGCGCCAUACAAACGUUGUUCUCAAGACAUACACUGGCGAAGUAAUCCGGCCAGAAGGAGUCAUCAAGGUGUGCGUUAAGCUAAACAAACAACGUGCACGGUUACCACUGUAUAUUGUUACCGGAAAUGCGGUUCCGCUAUUCGGACGCGAGUGGCUUCGCCGAAUUCAUCUGGACUGGCGUGAGAUCAAAUCAAUAAGUGCAGUACACCGCAGCAACGAAGGGACAUUGGACAGCCUUCUAAAACAGCAUGAGAAAGUUUUCAGUGAAGAGUUAGGAACUUUCAAUGGUUACACAGCUACCAUCAAUCUGAAACCAGGAACUCAACCAAAGUUUUUCCAAGCUCGAGUGGUACCAUAUGCCAUCAGACCCAAGGUGGAGGAAGAAAUCAACCACCUACUCAAACAAGGAAUCAUUUCACCAGUACGAUUCAGUGAAUGGGCAACCCCGAUUGUGCCUGUAAUCAAAAAAGGAGGUAAUGUCAGAAUCUGCGGUGACUUCAAAGUAACGGUAAACCCAGCCUUAUGUGCCGAACAUUAUCCAUUACCUCGGAUUGAAGAUCUGUUCGCUUCACUAGCGGGAGGAAAAAGGUUUAGCAAAUUGGACCUUUCACAAGCGUACCUGCAGAUCCCUGUACAUGAAAAUUCACGGAAAUACUUAACCAUCACGACACACAAGGGAAUGUUCGUAUACAACAGAUUACCUUUUGGCAUCACAUCAGCUCCAUCGAUAUUCCAACGAGCCAUGGAACAAGUACUGCAGGGGUUACCAUCCGUCCACUGUUUUCUGGACGACAUCCUGAUCACAGGGAGAGACGAUGCGCACCACUUGUCUAAUCUUGAGGCUGUGCUAAAUAGACUGGAGAAAUGUGGACUUCGGGUAAAAAGAGAGAAGUGUGAGUUUUUCAAAAACUCAUUAGAGUAUUUGGGACACAUGAUUGAUGCAUCGGGACUCCACAAGUCCGCCAAUAAACUGCGCGCAGUUGCAGAGGCACCGGUCCCGGUCAAUGUUAGCCAACUCAGGUCCUUCCUGGGGCUGGUUAAUUAUUAUGCAAGAUUCGUUCCAAACCUGUCCACAGUCCUUCACCCCCUGAACGCAAUGUUACAUAAGGAGGUGAAAUGGAACUGGUCUCCAGAAUGUGAGGGUGCAUUUCUGGAAAUCAAGAGACAGCUAUUGACACCCAAUGUGCUUACGCACUACGACCCAAGACUUCCAGUCCGAUUGGCGUGCGACGCUUCACCCUAUGGGGUGGGGGCAGUACUUUCACAUUUGAUGCCAGAUGGGCAGGAAAGACCCAUAGCCUUCGCUUCGAGAACCUUAAGUAAGGCAGAGCAAAACUAUGCGCAGCUGGAGCGAGAAGCAUUAGGAUUAAUCUUCGGAGUACGGAAGUUUCACACUUACCUAUAUGGACGUCACUUCACCUUAAUGACCGAUCACCGUCCACUUACCACCAUACUCCAUCCACACAAAGCGACUCCCUCCAUGGCUGCAGCCAGACUUCAAAGGUGGGCUCUCCUGUUGGCUGCACAUAACUACACUAUCCAGUAUAGGAGUGCGGACAAACACGGGAAUGCAGAUAGUUUAUCACGCUUACCACUGCCUGUUCACCACAAGGACAGAAAGGAUGCAUUAGAGGUUUAUUUUAUAAACAAAAUGGAUACACUUCCAGUCAGUAGCAGUGAUAUUCGGAAAGGAACCAGGACAGAUCCAAUUCUCUGUCGGGUAAAGGAAAUGGUAUCCACCGGGUUAUUCCCACCUACCAAAGACUCAGAAAAUGUUUUAAAACCGUAUCUCAUGAGGAAGGAGGAGCUAUCACUUUUGCAGGACUGUCUAAUGUGGGGACAGCGAGUUAUCGUCCCACCAAAUUUGAGACCCCAAGUCUUAGAGGAUUUACACACGGGACACCCAGGUGUAGUCAAAAUGAAGGCAUUAGCGCGUAGCUACAUCUGGUGGCCAAAUAUCGACUCGCAGAUUGAGGAAAAAUCUAAAACCUGCAUGUCCUGUCAACAAAAUCAGAAAUCCCCAGCCCUAUCACCGUUACAUCCCUGGGCAUGGCCCGAAUCCCCUUGGCAGCGAAUCCACAUCGAUUACGCUGGGCCAUUUGAAGGACGCAUGUUCCUAGUAGUCGUUGACGCACACUCGAAAUGGCCAGAAGUUCUGGUGAUGGAUUCUACUACGUCAUGCAAAACGAUCGAGGUAUUGCGUGGUCUUUUUAGUCGCUAUGGCAUACCUGAAACCUUAGUGAGCGACAAUGGCCCACAAUUUACUUCAGAGGAAUUUGAAUGCUUUCUGAAAUCGAAUGGUGUUAAACAUGUACGCUCGGCACCAUUUCACCCAGCGACCAACGGGUUGGCUGAGCGUUUUGUACAAACUUUUAAACAUUCGCUAAAAGCAUCCAAAGAACCAAAACCAUUGCAACAAAGACUAGAUGCUUUCCUGUUACAGUACAGGAAUACUCCCCACAGCACAACAAAAGAAGCACCGGCAAUGUUGUUCUUACAUCGCAGACUGAGAACACGACUAGAUUUAAUAAAGCCAAGUGUAAAACAGACUGUGGAGCAAGCCCAAGAAGUUCAAUGUUCGUACCGUGCCCUCCAUGGGAAAGAAAGAGACUUUGGUGUUGGUGAUUCCGUGCUGGUCAGAGAUUAUAGACGUGGGGGAGAAAAGUGGAAAACUGGUACUGUCUCUUCCCAGUCAGGACCAGUGUCAUAUACGGUCCAAGUGGACAGUGCACAAACCUGGAAAAGACAUGCAGAUCAAAUGUUAGGGGGACACCCGGAAAUCACAAAAGCCACCGAACUGUUGCCAGCGGAUAACAGUGUGUCACCAAUAUUAGACGAUAGGGAACAAGAACUGCCUUUGAUAUCUAAUGAGACUGUAUCUUAUGCACCAGACCAACAUGCAGAUGGGCUUGUUGCACCGGCUACGGUUAUUUCCCAAAAUGAGAGGCGAUUCCCCGUGAGGAAUCGUAAGGCACCUAACAGAUUAGAUCUGUAGUUUUUGUUUUUAUCUGCACUGCAUAAUAUGUUAAUUGGGUGUAGACUCAAGCAGUUAACGGUUGGUCCGGUAGGUUAUUUUAUCAUUAAUAUGGCCUCACAGUUAUUGAGUUCCACUGAUGUUCCAAUGUUCACGGUAUGAGAAAGAACAUGGGAGUAAUUGAUCUAAGUGGGGAGGAGAUGUAAUGUAUUUGAGUGUUAUUUCACAUACGUGCCACUAGGUGGCAAUACCGUGGUGUGAUGUAUGUCUCAUGCGCCCCGGAAGUAAUAAACCAGAAGGGAAAUACCCUGUUCACUCUCCAUGCUCUGACUGUUUUCAUGCUAGUUAUUGUGCACCUAAAAACAAGUAUAUAGUAACAUAACUGUGCAUAUUGAUGCCGACA